GCUGUCCUAUUCUCCUCCCACAAUGCACGGCGCGGGGACAAGAUGGCGGCGCCCAGCGGAGCUCUCGGUUGCCUUGGUAACAUGCGGAUUUGGCUCCGCUGUGUGUCCAGGCCGCGGGGCCCCGGCUCUCCCCUCGCUCUGCUGAUUGGACCGAACCGCCUGUGCCAUGUGGGGGCGGUACCGGAGAGUCACGUGCAGCCCUCCUGCCAGGCCGCCCUGUCCCGGGUGAGCCCCGGGCUCCGCCUGCAGACUGACUUCAUCACCGGGGAGGAGGAGGAGGAGCUGUGCGGGGAGCUGGAGCCAAUCCUGAGGAAGAAGAGAUAUGAGAGCGGCCACUGGGACGAUGCAAUCCAUGGGUUCCGUGAGAUAGAGCGCCUGCAAUGGUCCCCGGGCUGCUCAGCAGUGCUGCAGAGGGUAAGAGAGAAAGCUUUCCCCCCUGGAGAGGCACAACUGUCCCUCGUCCAUGUCCUGGACCUCCAGAAAGAGGGCUACAUCAAACCUCAUGUGGACAGUGUCAAGUUUUGUGGCAGUACUAUCGCUGGGAUAUGCUUACUCUCCAGCAGUGUCAUGAGACUGGUUUGUGUCAGCAAUUCAGAGGAACGGGUGGACCUGUUGCUGCCAAGGCGCUGCUUGUAUAUAAUCAGUGGUACUGCCCGCUUUGACUUUACUCAUGAAAUUCUACGCAAUGAGGAAUCUUUCUUUAAUGGCGAACCCGUUGAACGAGACCGGCGUAUCUCUGUCAUCUGUAGAAAUCUGCCCACCAGUUGAUGACUCCGCAUGGUGAGAGAAGGACUUUGUGCCAGACCAUAACUGCCUUGUUUUACUUGAUACCUCCGCUAGCACACAGCCCUACUGGAUCCCAUUCCCUGAUCACUGUGUGGGAAUUUGACAGGCAAAUUGUUUACUUGUGAAUUGUGAAAGAUUCACUACCUUAUGACAAGCAGAAACUAUCAUUGUGAUUCUCCAAUUUGUAUCUAUUGUUGUUUGUAUUAUAUGGUGUUUCUUUAAUAAGGUCUGUGUGUCUUAUCUUAAAGGGGUUGUAAAGGUA
Messenger RNA from Rana temporaria (common frog), 1048 nucleotides. It is a transcript of the gene ALKBH7, whose product is annotated as alkB homolog 7. The transcript is spliced from 4 exons. Gene Ontology annotation, biological process: DNA damage response; fatty acid metabolic process. Gene Ontology annotation, cellular component: mitochondrial matrix. NCBI's taxonomy places the organism in Eukaryota, Metazoa, Chordata, Amphibia, Anura, Ranidae. Bases 43 to 768 code for a protein of 241 amino acids. The record is from RefSeq and is a predicted model, not a curated record.